Messenger RNA from Babjeviella inositovora NRRL Y-12698, 897 nucleotides. RefSeq names its product SUMO protease (gene ULP2). Gene Ontology annotation, biological process: protein desumoylation. Gene Ontology annotation, molecular function: deSUMOylase activity. Lineage: Eukaryota; Fungi; Ascomycota; Pichiomycetes; Serinales. Gene Ontology annotation, cellular component: nucleus. The record is from RefSeq and is a predicted model, not a curated record. The transcript has a single exon. Bases 1 to 897 code for a protein of 298 amino acids.
AUGUGGCCAGAGUCUAAAGCGGCUGCACCGGCGUCUAGUGCUACAGCCAAUGUGAACUACAAACAACCAAUUCCAUCGCAAUUCGAGGAGCCGUCGCUACCCUCGGAUGUAAUUGUUCUUGAGAAGUAUGACGAACUUGAGAAAGAAAAUAAGCUUCGUGCUGAAAGGAUCUCUGAAAUUGUCCGUGAUGUUUCAGAUAUCAAACCGCUUUCGGACGACGAGCUACGCCGAAUUGGCAAAUACUGGACUUGUGCAAACGACAGCGUCACAAUUCUGAGUAAGUUUAACCUUGAUGUUACUGCCAGAGACUUGAAGACCCUCAGAAACGGCAAAUGGCUUAACGAUACCGUUAUUGAUUUCUACUUGUCGCUUCUCACAGAUCGUUGUAUGAAGAAGGGCUCCAAAUUACCAAAGAGCUUUGCCUUUACUACCCAUUUUUUCUCCACAUUGAAGGCCAAGGGUCACGCCGGUGUUGCCAGAUGGGCCAAGCGCAAGAAGGUUGAUGUGACGAAGAUGGACUACGUGUUUGUUCCCAUGAACAUUCAGAACGCGCAUUGGGCCCUAGCUGUGAUCAAUAAUAAGGAGCGCCGAUUUCAGUACUACGAUUCAAUGCGGGGGUUGUCCUCCAUGGAUGCAUUGAACAGACUAUGUGAUUAUAUGACAGACGAAUCGAAGAGAUUGGGUGUUACUGGUAUUGACUACACCGAGUACGAAAUGGAUGCAGACGUGCCCGCUCCGAGACAAGAGAACGGCUACGACUGCGGUGUUUUCACGUGCACAAAUGUUGAAUACCUCUCCCGGGGGGCUAAACUUACCUUCAAGCAGUCGGACAUGCAGAAUUUACGCAACAAAAUGGCGUUGGAGGUCUUACAGGGCGAGUUACUUCAAAAUGAGUAG